GAUCUUGUGUUGGCCGGCUGAAUGGAAAGGUCCAAGUGCCUCGCAGCCAAUGAUCUUGGCAAAGAGAGGGACAAGCCACAGUUGACUGCAAGCCGCCGUUCCCUUUGUUCAGCUUAGCGUCGCUGCCGGCUAAAAACCUUGUGGUACAACACGAUGCGUCCACAGCACAAGAGGCACAAGGCGAGGAAAGAAGGAGUCCUCGGUGGGGAACAAAGGGACUUUUCUUACGCGGGUGCCGCAGAGCACCAGGUCACUUCCUUCUCCCCCUCCCUGACCUCGCUCCUCGAGCAAGGAAAACGCAAAGGACGCUAGCCCUACGGUGACCGUCGAACUGCCCUGUUCUCCCACUCACCCGAACAAGACAGACCGUCAGCGUGGCACAGAGGCGAUCUUUCUGCGCUCUCUCACCGUAAAAAAAAGCGACCAUGUCCGUCCUCGUCGCACCUUCAACUCCUUCCCCCUCUCUUCCAGCUUUCUACGGUCGGGCCGUCCUUCUCUCCGCCUCUCAGCGAGAUCGGCAAAAGCCGCAACAGUCGCUCCCCAUUUCCAUUCCUGGCAAGUCGCACAAAACAAUGACGACGGCGACGACUGCCAAGAUUCCCCACCAUCAGCGGCGAUAUGUGCCCGUGUCGCCAUUUGAUCCUUUUACCACCUAUCAGGUCAGGCGGGCCGACGACUCGCCCUCCGUCUCGCCUACUGCGACACGCUUCUCAGCCACGGUCAAAGAGCGCGGCGCAACUGUCGAAAGCAGGGCCAGACGGCUGCGCUCUCGCUCUCUCCAUCUGCGCCCCAAGACGUCCGAGGGCCGCGUCUCUUCGCCCACAAUGUCCGCGUUUCUCCGCAGGAUGCCCGCCUUGGAUAGCUCAGAGCAUCAUCAGCAUCAGCAUCAGCAGCAGCGCCGUCCCGUCGAUGACGAGGCAGUUUCUUACAGCGAAAUGAAGGUGACCGACUCGCCCAUCAGCAAGAACCACUUCCGUCCGAUCCGCUACGAGGUCGCGGCCGAGCUCGACGCCAUCUUCGGCAUGACAAAGGCCCAGAAGCGGCAGCGGGCAUUGAGGACGAGGGACGAGCACGAUGGCACGCUCUGGUUUGACAGCUUUGAAAAGGAAGAGUGCCAGUACCUCCUCGACUCGGCGCUCAACAGCCCUUCUCGCCGGUCCAACUCGGCUCCAGGCUCGCCCGUCUCUCCCUCUGAUGAGCAAGAGCGCCGGGGGAGCUCGUUUGCCAUUGCUGGAAACCAGCUCCUGUCGCUCGAAAAUGACGGCAACACGAUGAUGACGGCCCUCACGGCAGCCGGCCAGACCGAAGGCGCAGACAUGGCAGCAUAUACCUUUGUUCCCAUGGCUCCGCUUCCCCAGCAUGUCCAGCUCCAUCCUCGGCAGCCCAACACGAUUCGGACGCGCAAGACCAGGAGCUAUAGCGCAGUGCAGCGGUCAAACCACGUCGGCAACUACCUCUGCGUCACCGAGCAGCAACCUCGUGGAGGACACGAGGACGAGGGUGAGGGGAAGAAGAACGACAACGAGGAGCCGCUCAAGCUGAGCAUGUCGACGAUUCAAAUGCCAGCAUUCUUGCCUCUGCCUCGUCACCAGGCCUCGGCAGCCCUGCUGAUUGAGGCCUUCGAUCGUCCGCUGAAGCAAGCGUCGGACGGCACGGUCGAAGACACGACCGCAAGCAACAAUGAGGCUGCGGCGUCGGCCUCUGCCUCGUCGACGCUCCGCGCGCGCCUAACUUCGCAGGGACGUGCGACACCAUCGACCCUCGACUUGUCGCGGUCCAGGCCCACGGAGACGGCAAUACAGGUCACCCAUCUGCGCAGCGGCAGCAACGCCCACGAUGCUGCUGCUGGUCGUGGCGGUCGUCGUCGGCCCUCGACCAUGUCUGGUCUUCCCUCGUCGGCGACGCAAGUGCAGAAGGCGAUCGAGCAGGGUCACCAGCACAUUGUCUUUCGCAACCCCUUCGGCAAAGAUGAGAGUAGCGGGAAUGCCGAAGAGGAAGAGCAAGGAGUAGGAUUGGGAAUCUCGUCGGCCGAACGGUCCGCCUGGUCGCCCUGGUCGCCCCCGCUGCUCGAUUCGGCGGGCAAUCCGCCCACGAUUCGACGGGGCUCUUCGCUGGACUAUACCGUCUCGAAGCCUUUCCAUUACUUUGAUGAGUCUUACGUCCCGCAUUUCCAGGAGAAAGGCGACGCCGAAGAUGAAGCAGCAAUCGCUGUGAUGGGCGCUCGGCGUCCGCGGGAUCACCACCACCACCAGCGCUACUACAGUCAUCAUCAUUCGCAGCGGGGCCGCCGAGGGGAAGCCUCGUCCUCGCCAACAAAGGCAGCAGCGAUGCUGGGCAUGAACCCACUCAAUGCCAACCUCCUCGCGCCCGGCGGGCUGCCGACGGGUGAGCAGGUCUACCACGGCGUCGACAUCCCUUGCGCUUCCGUCCAUCUCGCCAGCGAUGACGAGGAUGAGGGAGAUGGACCGUCAAACAGCGGCAAGAAAGGCAUGAAGGGAUGGCUGAGCAAGAAGAUCCGAAACGUGUCGUAACCCGCUCAACUAUCCUGCGACGUCGGUACAGGCGACCGAGCGAGCGGUGAUACCUCUCUCCUUUAUACAACUAAUCCUUCACUCACGAGCACCCUUGUUCUCACCUCUUUCUUUAUCUUUUCGUCGCCCUGUUCCUGCGGUCGCUGAGCUGCUAAUGGC
This is a messenger RNA of Acaromyces ingoldii, 2690 nucleotides long. RefSeq lists its product as hypothetical. The coding region runs from base 426 to 2531 and encodes 701 amino acids. The transcript is spliced from 3 exons. The record is from RefSeq and is a predicted model, not a curated record. Lineage: Eukaryota; Fungi; Basidiomycota; Exobasidiomycetes; Exobasidiales; Cryptobasidiaceae.